CUACUAACCUGGAGAUCCCGAAAGGCAGCAAAAAGUGUGUUAAUAAAUAGUGUUUAAAGAUCAUUGAACCUGUGGGCAAGUGGUACUGCUUAAAAAAGUGUGUUGGUUGGCUCGAGAAAGCGAAAAAGUUGAUGAUUUUCGUAAUUAUCGACCCGGCUGCAAUUACUGAGGUGGACCUGCACAAAAAAAACGGACAAAGAGAACGAUUUGGUCAGCUCGAAGGCAAUGCGUGAUGAUUUUUGCAAUAUGACCUUUCAGGUGUGGAUGUAACGAUUACAUUAUUUGAACUUCGAAAAAAGCUUGCUCAAGAUGGUAUUACAGAUGGCUCGCUGACAAAAUCCGCAAACUAGAUUAUAAUUCCACCAUCAGUUCCCCAGUCGCUCAAUGUGUUCUACUCGAGAAAAUGAUCCAGAUGAAGCAAGUAACCAGUGUUACGAAAAAUGAGCGACCAAUCCAAUCCGCAAGAAGUGCCACGCAAUGUUAAAACUUUGCCGCCGAGCUGUCAAAAGCUCGCUCUUGGAAUGCAACAACGAUGGAACAGAGCAAUACCAGAGAGCGAUUACAUUCAACUGGGAACGUUACGCUACGGAGUGAGGCUUUCAAAUCCAAACCUCGUGAGCGCCGCAACGAACGAUGAUAAUGGGAUUCCCCCGGCUAACCACGGAAGUGCUCAACAAUCCAGAUUCUCCUCCGACUCGUAUGAUCAGCAUACCAACGGGAGUAGCGUUCUGAGCGCUGGCGGCACCAGCAGUAACAGCAGCCGCGGUGCCAAUGAUAGCUGCUGCUGCAUCGCAACCAAUGGCAUUGAAAUGCCAUGGAAUAGUGGGUACGUGCGAACACGCCUACCUGUACCAAGUGGAUAUUUGGCUAAGAAUAGAAAAUCGUCGCCCUCAACAUCAACAUCAUCGUCUUCAUCGUCAUCCACCACUCAUCGGCAGCUGCAUCAAGCUCCUCAGAAGCAAAUUGCUCCACAACAAGGAAACCUCAGUGAAAAGUUACAGCACGGCGGUACUAACGAAUCGGACUUAUCGAACAAUUGCAGCAACAAUAAUAAGAACGGCAGCACUUUUCCAGGUGUUGAUAAACAUAAUCAGCAACGCGAAUCCUCUCCGGCAUCAGUAUCGGGCGUGUGUUGUUAUACCACUAACAAUUUCAAUAGUGCUUCCAACAAAAAUGCUAAAAAUAAUAAUCUAGUUAAAGUGAGUAACAAGUACUCGGACAGUAAGAAGCUGAAGAUAGUGAACAACAAAGGUGAACACAAGGAUACAGUGCCGUCGCCGUACGUUGACGAAAGUCGAACUAGUAAAAAUCAUCGUAACGGAUUCGGUUAUGGUGGCGAUUCGCGCAAUUUGAACGAAAAGUGGUCGUCGGGCAUUAGCAGUAGCGAAUAUGAUGCCGUGAAAAGUAGUGUUCAGAAACAUGGCGAAUUUUCCUCCGCGGAGAUCAUCAGUGGGAAAGGUCUUCUGAGAGGCGGCACCAGUGGAGUCAGUGUGAAGAAGAACGAAUGCGAUGAUUUAAAUUUAAAUUUCAAAAACGCACAGCAUUCAAAAGAGCCGCGGUUGAAAGAUGUGAACAUAAAUAAUUUUAAGAAAAAGAAUACGUCGUCGUAUGGUGUGUAUUUUGGACCGAAUUCAAGUGUGGGUCGAACGGGAAUUAACAAUAAAAAUAAUAUCGGGAAAAAUACCACCACAAGAGGCGAUGAUAUUUGUGCAGACGAGUUGUCCUCAUCUUCGUCGUUGUCGCCUAGAUCGCCCCCGUCGCCGUUGCCUUUACCACCCCCACCAACUGCAGUAGCAGAGUCGUGGUUGUUCAGCGAUCGCGUGAAGCUAACACCACCUUGUUCACCGAUUCCGUCGUGCUCUGGUUCAUUCAACAAGAACUUAACCGCACGAACGGAAUCGUCUACGUUUGAUUUUGGCCUACCCGAUACACCUGAACGUGGAAGAGUCAGAGCUUUCAGUGACUCAAACGGCUGCUCAGAUGAAAGCAAUCAGUUCCGUAUUAAUAGAUCGGCCAUCCACCACCAAAACAGGCACACUCCCAAAAAUCACACCAUCCCACAUUUAGAAAACUAUCGAGUUAACGGUCAACGAAAAGUUCCUCCCGUCAUAAAUCACGCGAGUGUCGUCCAAUUUCAACCUCAUAGACAAUUCAACUCCGAUACUAUUGGUGCCAAAAACAACGGCUGCGCGUCACCUCCAGUUGUGAUAUGCCAAGUUACACCAAAACUACCUUCUCGAGGAUCUAAUGCUGAAGUUCGGCUACAAUCUUUAAGCCGAUACUGUGCUCAAAAUUUAAACACAAAUCCCCAAACUCCCAGUUUGGUUACAGCUGAACUGGAGGACUUUACUUUUAUCGAUUCUUCGGAUAUCUCAUCAGCUGGAGACGAUGUCAUCACUGUGAUCAAUGAAGAAGAUUACCGGGAAUAUCAUAAAUGCCUAUCGGUACCAAAACUCGAUGAAUCGUCUGGCGAACUGUGUCCCGGUAAUUAUGAUAGUGCACAAAGCAGCAACAUUUUCAUAUGCUCGUCGGACGAAUUGAGUAGUGUGUGUAGCGGUAGUGAUUUAGUGCCGACGUUGGUAGUAAACAGCUUCAACGAGGAAGCAAAGCAAAAUUUCCACACGGUUAAAUACAAAAAGUGCAAUGUGACGUCGAAUUCCCAAUCAAGUGCCUGUGUCAGUGAAGCAAAUACCGAUUGUCCAGAUCCACCCUCGCUGGUUGAUAGUGAACAGAAGGUCCCGGCCAACGCCGCCGUCGUCGUCAGUGGGCAAAGCGAUAGCAAUAACAAUCAACAUUUAAGAAAUACCGACGUUGUGCUUAAAUUUAAUCCAACUACUAAUAAUAGCCACGAAGAGAACAACGACGGCGACAGAUCAAGUGGUGUGGUAGUCGAAACAACAUCGCCAGUUCGAAUUUCCACGCAACAGUUUGGCUUCAACAAUAUAUCUCCGGAUAAUUCCUCCAGCAGUUUAAAUUGUUUCGGGAAACAACAACUGCAUGUCAGGACAUCGCCAGAAAAACCGAUAAUGGAAAAGCGAAACAACACCUUGGAUCGAUUACAAAAACUAGUGAAAAAGACAACAUCUGGAUCGAGCGAAGCUAAAACAGGCGAUAAACACGGUGGUACUAAAACUGAACGUCUCAGAGAGCUUACUGAACUGUUGAAAGGAACACGUGCACCCGUACCACCCCCACGUCGACCCAAAGCAUCCCAGAGCCUCGAUAAAACCUUCGAAAGACAAAAUUCAAGCUUAUCAAGUGCCAGUCUUUUAAACAUAGAUUCCUUACGGAGAGAGGACAAUGGCAGCAAUUUAGUUAAAUCCAAAGAAUCUCGCUCGAUUGAUUUUCCUUAUCAAUUCGUUGAAAGUAAUCGAGCAUCCACUCCAAGUUCUCCUCUGAGUGAACAUAAAACUUGCCUUCGUGCAAAUGUGAGCACAUCUAAUUUAGAAUGUUUACAAUGUUCUCCUACCAAAGAAAGUAAUGUGCUUGCUGAAGCACCAAGCACACCAUUCAAAGAAGAAGAUGAUAUAUUCACCAAAUUGUCCAGACCAGAAUCUAGAACGAUAAUUGGUUCCUAUACCCAGAAGACUAUUCCAUUCCGAAGCGCUUCCUUCUCUCAAGUAGACUAUUCAUCCGGUAAAUACAUACGUUCAGCUUUAGGUGCCAAAAACAGCUUGAUGCGUGGAAAGGAAAGCUCUGCAGUAGAUAAUGUAACGCUUCCAAGAAACAAGAAAGAGUUUACUCGUAGUUGUAGUCCAGCAGUCUCCGAACCCGGUGUGUCGAUGGACGAUAAUAGCAUUUCAAAAAUCCCUCUAAAGAAAACAGAACUUAAUAUCAAUCUAACCCCUCCGGACAUUUUCGAUCGUGUCGAAGGAUUCGACGGAAAAGAGCUAUCCUCCAACAGAAACUCCGAUAUUGAGACAAUCGUUGAAGAUCCGGAAGCAGAACAUUCGGAAACGAUUGAAAAUGAGAACAGCAUACAGAAAAAAGCCGAAAUCAAUGCGGUCCAGGCAUCCGAGAUGAUACUGGAACCAUUGAUAGAAGAAGGAAUUCCAAUAACACCACAAUCGCUGGCCAAAGAUGAAGAAUGCCUACAACAAGCUACAACUUGUUUGAUUCCUGUACCAGUAUACGAUUGCGUGGUUAGUGAAUGGAGCACAGCUCGACCUUCUGAGCAAUGGAUCGAUGCGUCCAUGAACGAAUGCACCAAAUUGUCGGAUUGUUUAGACAGUAUUAUAGAGCCAAGCGAAAGUAUAUCCGAGCCAAAAGAGGUACAUUUGAAUCCAGUAGAAACUAUUGUUGUAGAAAGUCCACCUGAAAUUGUGGAGCCGGAAGCAUCAACACUUGAAAAUGUUGAUGAAACAGAGGAACAGUUUAUGGAGCCAGUGCUGGAUUGUGCAGUCAAUUUGAACGAUCAAUUUGAAAAUGAAACUUUUAUGUGCACGCCGCCCGUAUCGAUUAUUUGUACAGAGCCAGAUACAGAAACAACCACUACUAUUAUUGAAACACCUCCAACUCCAGAGGAAUCACUUAUCAGAAUAAAAUCUAAUGAGGGGGAGAUCGUUGAAGUACGAAAACGCCAUAGCAAUAAUGAGGAUGGUGGUGAAGCUAUCAAUAAUAGCAAUAGUGAGAUUGAAGAAAAGCGAAGGAUUGAUAAGUCCAAACGACGGAAAGGGAUUUAUAUUCAAUGGCCUGCAAUAGACACGAAUCUAGAUCCAGAAUCUGAUUCCAAUGAUAAUUGUACCCCCGAUGAUAACUGGCGACCUAGACUUAAAAUAGAGAAAGAUUCCAGCAUAGAUCUCAGUGGCGAAAGCUGCACAGAUCUCAGCUCUAAGGAUAUCACAUCAUCCCCAGAUAAGAUGAGAGAUUCCAGUAUACUGCAUGGACCAGAUCCAUUUCUUCUAGGACCUUAUACUCCGGAUUCGGAUAACUCGCGGCCGGAAUGGCCCCGGGGGUCUCGUAGAAAAAGUUUAACAUAUCAGAGCUCCGACGAAAAGGACGAUUCUACACCAAUUUCUUCGGUUCCCGUUCGCUCGUUCAAAAACAUAUUCUUACGUUGCGAUUCGGUGUCGGAUAAUGAGAGCGAGCGUGCAUCCUCGAGAGAUAGAACCAGUGCGUCGCCAGCCCCGUCGAGUGAACAUGACUUGAAAAGGUACUCCAAAAGACCACUCCGGGGCCCGUAUGGUCAAAUGCUUGAGGCGGAAAUGAAAAAACCAUCCAAAGUGCAAUAUAAUGAAAUUCUAGAGGAACUCGCCAGGCACGAGAGCUCCCAUUCGUUCCCAUCGUUCAACAGAAAUCGAGGUAGUGGAAGUCAGUCUAUGGAUGAAACCAACGAUCGUUAUUCAAGCAAGCUCUUCAAACCAAGGAAAGCUAGCGCAAAUCUGCCACUUCCUAGUCACAAUAGGACAGCAUCCAGUCCUUCAAAAUUGGCAGAUUUGGGUGUGGAAAGCUCAUCAACCAGCAAACGACACCUUGGAAACAUAGAGCAAAGAAGCACAGACUCCGAUAAAUCGGAAAAAUCUCCAAAUAAAUUAGAGACUAAAAAGUUUUCAUUGGACUCUCAUUUGUCUGACAAAAAUACCCACCAUCAUGAGAAACACAGUAAACGUAGCUCGGGAAACUGUGAGAAACACCAAAAACGGAGCCUCGAUGAUACCAGAUAUUCGCAGACAAGUCGCACACCGUCCGAGCGCAGUUUUGCCAUUGGCUCGCCGGAAAAACCAAAGAGCUUGGUCGCUUCCCCAGAAUUACUCGCAGAAUUGUUGAAGGGGUCAAGCGAAAAACUCGUAACCGAGCAACUUACAGGUGGCGCCAGUCCCAAUAAUGCAGCCAGCAAUGCGCUUCCCACAGCUGUUCUCAAGUGCCUGGACACACGGACACACGUGGUGGUGGAACUUUUCAACACGGAAAAAUCCUACGUCGAGUCGUUGCAAACGAUCGUGUUGAAAUAUUUGAACCAGCUCAAAUCACCAGAAAAUGCCGGCCUAGUAGAUACUCAAACCGUUGACGAAAUCUUCUUCAUGGUGCCUGCAAUUCUCAACAUCCAUGAGAGGUUUUUGGAAGAGCUGCGGAGGCGUUUAGAUGCGUGGGACCCAAUGCAAAAAGUUGGAGAUGCAUUCGUUGAUGUGUUUUCAAGGCCAGUCAUUUUGGACACAUACACAUCAUUCGUUAACAACUGGAAUCGGGCUAAAGAUGCAAUCCGCACAACACGACAAAAGUGUCCAGCCUUCGCACGAUUUCUUGAAGCGAUGGCACGCGAGCACAAGGGAAAGCUAUCUCUCGACAAUUUACUAAUCAAACCUGUACAAAAGUUUCCAAAUUAUGAAUUAAUAUUAUCAAGACUGAUUAAAAACACCGACAGUGAUCAUCCCGAUCAGAGGCCAUUAAAAGAAGCUUUAACAUUAGUAAAGGAUAUCCUAAUGUUUCUCAACUGCAAGGAGAAGGAAGCCCUCGAGAAUGGGCAGCGGGAAACGGCACUGCGUGAAUUGGAGGGCGUUAUCGAGGGCAUGAACGACCUGGUGACGCCCGAUCGGGCUUUCCUACUGUUCGAUCUCGUGUCUAUGCCGUCCGGGCAGGCGACCCGGAAGGAGCGAGGCUUUUUUCUCUUCAACGAUCUGUUAGUCAUCACCAGUAUUAAACGACGUAGCGGUACCAUCCGAAAGACCAAUAUGACGUGUCCCGGCAGUGUGGCGUCAACUCUAGAUACAAAUAAAUACAAAUUCCUUACCAAAAUUCUGUUAGAUGACCUAGAAAUAGUUAAAUCAAAAGAUGAAAACAUUCGGCGUAUCAUGAAAGAAAUAGAGCAUCUAUCGGACGAUUCAAAUAAGUUAACGCAAAUAUUUGAUCUGGCUGCAAGUCUGAGAUGUCCUCAUCAACUGCUUGAAGAGUCUAUUCGUGAUCUACAGCGAGAGGUUCAACGGCAACUAUCCGAAAGGCAAACAAACGAUGCUCAAUUGAACGUACUGGAACUAAUGUUAAAUUCAUCGGGUGGCAUUCAGAACAUGACGGUCUUGUUUUCCAAACCAGACAAGCGGUCUCAGUGGGAGGAGGCAUUCACUGAGGCAAAGCAGAAGUUGGCGAGCGCCCCGGAACGUUUUCAGAUUCCAGAGUUUGUGGUGUCGGUACCCAUUAGAAAAACCAGAGCCGGCCUUCAGUUCACUUGUGCCUCUCCGACGCUCGGCAUCCAGCGAGAUGUUUGGGUGUGUAAUAGCGAUGGAUACGUGGGCCAGGUAUGUGUUCUGAGCCUGGUGCCGGAACCAACUGUCACCAGUUGCAAUGGCGUUUGUAACGCACGAAUACUGUGUGUCGCAUCCGUUCCUGCGUCCGAUGAUUGCUCUUCUAGUCAUGCGAAUGCUAGCAUCAACAUAGCUAUUCAAGACCCACCGACAUCCAUAACGAGUUCCAUCAACUCGAUAGUCAAUUCUAAACCACACGAGAAGCGAAAAAAUACUGAUGAGUCAUCAGCCGGUAGUAGAAAUUCCAGCAACAUACAGCUCGAGUCUGACAGCUCCAGCGAAGAUUCGGAAACCGAAAGCCAACCAGAGCGAUCGGUUAGUCCUUCCAGCAUAACUGUUGGGCCAAAUAUGCCGACCAGCUUGCCGAUUUCGCAUAGGCAUCAAGAGUCAAAUUCCGAGGAAGCGGACGUGUCGCAAUCCACCAUGUGGCUCGGUACCGAAGAUGGUUGCAUUCACGUUUACAACUGUACCGAUAAUAUUCGUAUCAAGAAGAACAAAAUUAAGAUUCCACAUAUAAGUGCCGUCUAUUCCAUACUGUACUUAAGUAAUAAGGUGUUUGUUUCGUUAGCUAAUGGUGACGUCUGUAUCUAUUCGAGGGAUCACAACGGUUGGAACACUACAACCCCUCUUACUAUUUCUGUGGGAACCGUGACGAGUCCUGUGACGAAGUUACUCAACGUGCAUGGUAAACUAUGGUGUUCUAUACAAGGGUGCAUCAAAGUGGUCAACACAACUACGUUACAGGUGGACAGCCAAAUCCAAAUUUCUAAUGACUCAAAGCCAAUUACAAAUAUGACAGUAUUAGACGAGUACGUGUGGAUUUCGGUACAGAAUUCAGCACACAUCAAGUGUUGCCAUCACGAAAGCUAUGAGGUUAUUUUCGAAGUAAACUUGGCCCCUUCCGUGAAUAAGAUGUUAUCUAAUUGUGAUGAUAUAAUACGGCAACAUAAAGCAGCUUGUCUGCGAGUAACGUCGUUGCUGGCUUGUAAAGAUCUGAUUUGGGUAGGAACCAGCGCAGGCGUACUGCUCACAAUCGCGGGAUCGAAUAUUAGCAAAGGAUCUUCUCCACCGGUGGUAACAGGAAUUCCUCAUGGACAUACCGGUCAUGUGAGGUUUCUAACAUUUGUUAAAUCUCCGGAUUGCGACAGCUCAGAGGAUUUAUCUAAAAUAAGCGGUAGUAAAGCCGAUAUUGUUAAGAAUAACUCGAAUCGAACAUUGUUGGUGAUAUCUGGUGGAGAUGGAUAUGAAGAUUUCCGAAGCUCCGGCAACAACACGAUGAGCGAAAUUGCUGGCCGAGAAGAUAGCACCAACCAUUUACUACUAUGGCAUGUUUAAACUCCUUCCCCCACAUUUUAAGUACACCAACAAUUAAUUUUCGAUGAGCCAAUGGUACCAAGUACUGACCGGUUGUAUUUUGUUUUUGUAGCUCUAUAUUUGGCAAGCUGGACUUGCUGGUGUAUUAUUUCGCUUUAAGAUCGUUGAGCUCAACAUCAUUCAUUUGUAUAAAAAGCUAAUUUAUUUUCUCAUAUUGUACGACAAUAAAACUCCCUCGAAAGGGAAAACAAUUCCAAAGCAGAAAUAACUUUUCGAAAAAAUGAUAUUUGUAUGGCUUUUUGGCAUGCUAGCACAAUAUUUAAAUGUGAAUAUGCAUAGGAAUUGUUAAAUAGUUUGGUACAAUGUAGAAAUUUUCAAUGGCCUAAAUCAUGAUAAAAUCACCUUAGAAUUUUCCAAAAUCAAGGUUUCACCUCUCAUAACAUCCUAGAAGUUUUAUAUGUAUACAAUUGUAUCCAUUCGCACAACUUAAUGUCGAAAUCGUAAAUAUUCGCGCAGUACUAUUCAAACUACUUUUUAUAACUGUUGAAGUAUUACGUAUACUCACCAUAUAAACGUCACUGUAUUAAAAGCACUUCAAACCAAUUUCGUACGACUUUUCUACUUAUACCAAAAUAAAAGCUAUACCCUCCUCAAAUAAUGUCUGAUAUUUCAAAAUCUAUAGCAUGCAGAAACUGUUCCCGAAAGUUAUUUCCGAAAUAAAGAAUAUUAACAACAAACGUGAUUGAAAAACGGCGUUUUCGCAAUUUAAACAUUUAUAGAAAAUAUUCCAAAAAACACAAAGAUAAAGGUUCAACUUAUUGAAUAGAAGAUCAUAUAUCAAUGUUUAAAUACCUGAGUAAUAACACAUUAUUGUGUGACAGAGAAACCUAUAUUUAGCUAAUAUUUAUCGAAUUGUUCUUGGCAAGUUAGUGUUAGUUGAACGUUAAUUUAUUUACGAGCAAACGAACACCCAUACAGGAAUUCAUAAUCAUUAUACAUGAAAUAAAAAGAUGCAACAUGUAUGGAGCCAUCAAUAAACAAAGAAUUGCUGUUAUAUAACAA
Molecule: messenger RNA, 9611 nt
Organism: Armigeres subalbatus
Lineage: Eukaryota; Metazoa; Arthropoda; Insecta; Diptera; Culicidae
Biological process (GO): actin cytoskeleton organization
Molecular function (GO): protein binding; guanyl-nucleotide exchange factor activity
Source: RefSeq, a predicted model, not a curated record